GGCGAACCUCGGCAAUCGAUCCCGCACCGCAGUCCGGCGAGGCGUUCGACCAUGGCAGACAAGAGCAAAGUUGCUGAGCAGUACUAUGCCCCUCCACCGGAGCUGGGGAAAUGGGAGGGCUUCAGGGUCUUCCUGUGGAACUCCGAGACGGGGCAGUUCCUCGGCCGCACGGGAUCCAGCUGGGCCAAGAUCCUGUUGUUCUACCUGAUCUUCUACCUGAUUCUGGUGGGGUUCUUCGCCGCGAUGCUGACGAUCUUCUACCAGACGCUGGACUCCAAGAUGCCCAAGUGGCAGCUGGAUGCGUCCCUCAUCGGCAGUAAUCCAGGUCUCGGAUUCCGACCGAUGCCGGACUCCGACAAAGUGGAGAGUACUCUCAUUUAUUACAGGGCCAACGACAAAGGCUCCGUGCUCAAGUGGGCCACAGUCAUCGAUGAAUUCUUAUCACAAUACCACAAGAAGGGCAGCGGGAGUGGAGAGGCUCCCGGUGCAGAGAACAGAGUGCCCUGUUCCACGACUUCAGCAAACUUAGGAGAGAAGCAAGUGUGUGACGUACCAAUCGACGAGUUCCAUCCAUGCACCCCCGCCAACCAGUACAACUACGAAGAGGCUGGGCCGUGUGUGUUCCUCAAACUGAACAAGAUCUUCAACUGGGUACCCAAGCCGUACAAUAACACAGAAGAUUUGCCAACCAAUAUGCCAGAGGACCUGAAACAGCACAUUAAGUUGGUAUCCGGUAAGAAAGAAGCUAACACAGUGUGGGUGUCCUGCGAGGGUGAGAAUCCAGCUGACGUAGAGAACAUCGGCCCCGUACAGUAUAUCCCUCGCCGCGGCUUCCCGGCAUACUACUACCCCUUCACCAACAAGGAGGGCUACCUCAGCCCGCUCGUCGCUGUCCUCUUUGAAAAACCAAGGACGGGCGUCCUCAUCAAUAUCGAGUGCAAAGCGUGGGCGAAGAACAUCUUCUACGACCGGUACGAGCGGCGCGGCUCCGUGCACUUCGAGCUGAUGGUGGACCGUGGUUAAACACCUUUGGCCAACAACUUGGCGGCGAAUAUUUGACACUUGUGUUGCUUGGCCAAACUAUCAGACGCUUAGUAUUUAGGGUGUACGGAUGACUUUUGUAAGCCGUUUCUUUAAAGGUUAAAGGUUAAAUUAAUCGUUCUGAGUGUAGCGUAUAGUGGUAGAAGGAUAGAACGCAGUAAAAGGUUAUAAAGCUGUCGAAUAAAUAUUAAGUAAAAUAUUGAGAACCCAGCCUCUGUUUCGAUACCAACAGUAUGCGAAGAACGUAUGAACGUGACCGGGAGAAAAAUGGUUACACAU
Messenger RNA from Maniola jurtina (meadow brown), 1320 nucleotides. RefSeq names its product sodium/potassium-transporting ATPase subunit beta-2-like. Gene Ontology annotation, molecular function: ATPase activator activity. Bases 52 to 1023 code for a protein of 323 amino acids. The transcript has 7 exons. Gene Ontology annotation, biological process: potassium ion import across plasma membrane; intracellular sodium ion homeostasis; sodium ion export across plasma membrane. The record is from RefSeq and is a predicted model, not a curated record. Gene Ontology annotation, cellular component: sodium:potassium-exchanging ATPase complex. Lineage: Eukaryota; Metazoa; Arthropoda; Insecta; Lepidoptera; Nymphalidae.